AACAUUCCAAUCCCUCCUAAACUGUCCUCCUCCUCUUUUGCUGGACAAACUGCAGUGUGUGUGGGACUGUGACACGUAAACCCAGUCUGUUUCAUUCACCACGUAGAUACCCCUACCUGGGGCAGGGAGAGAAGAAAAAAUAUCCCCUGUCCCGAACCAAAUUCCAGUUUUUUUGCAUCAUGGAGGCGAGAGACGCCAUUGCAGGUGCUCUUGUUGCCAAUGAUGGAGAAGCAGACACUGCAAAGAAAAGUGCGACUCCUAUAACAGAUAAAGCACACACACAGAGCAGAAUGGAGCAGAUUCUUGGGUUCAAGAAGGAGGAUCUGAGUUCCUGGCAGAGCCUGGUGGCUCUCCUGAACCGUCCCACUGACCCUGCCUCUCUGGGUAUCUUUCGCUGUUUGUUUGGUCUGCUGAUGGCCAUCGACAUCACGCAAGAGCGUGGUCUGAGUCAUUUGGACUACAAAUACUUGGAUGGGGCCCCUGUGUGUCGCUUCCCACUUUUCAACUUCUUACAGCCGCUGCCAUUGGACUGGAUGUACCUGGUCUACUUGGUGAUGUUCCUUGGUGCACUGGGCAUCAUGGUUGGCUGCUUCUACCGCCUGUCCUGUCUCAUGUUCAUCUCAACAUACUGGUACAUUUUCUUUCUGGACAAAACGGCCUGGAACAACCACUCGUAUCUCUACGGCCUCAUUGCAUUCCAGCUCACUCUCAUGGAUGGCAACAGAUACUGGUCGAUAGAUGGAUUGCGAAGGCCCACUAUAAGAAAUGCUCAUGUUCCUCUUUGGAACUACACCAUUCUGAGGACACAGAUAUUCAUUGUGUACUUUAUCGCUGGAAUCAAAAAGCUGGAUGCAGACUGGGUGGAGGGAUACUCAAUGUCAUAUCUAGCACACCAUUGGCUUUUCGACCCUUUCAAGGCAAUUCUUCCUGUGGAGUUAGUGAGUCUGCUGGUGGUGCACGGAGGCGGUCUGGCUCUGGACCUAACUGCUGGCUACCUGCUGUUUUUUGACGCUACGCGGCCUGCUGCAAUUUUCUUUGUCUCCUACUUCCACUGCAUGAACUCUCAGCUCUUUAGCAUCGGAAUGUUUCCCUACACCAUGCUUGCCACCAGUCCCCUCUUUUGCUACACUGACUGGCCCAGAAGAUUCUUUGGCAGCUUCCCGGCUGUCCUCGGCCCAGUCCUGCCCCUGACCUCGGUGCAGCCUCAGCCCAGUACCUCCUGUGUUUACCCUGACACCUGCAGCGCUGAUCAACAGGAGACCCCACCUGCUGCCAAAACUUCCAAACUGAGACUUAAGCACAAGCUGGGAGCCCUUUUCACAAUUCUUUACAUAACAGAACAGUUCUUCAUGCCAUAUUCCCACUUCAUUACAAAGGGCUACAACAACUGGACCAAUGGCUUAUAUGGCUACUCGUGGGACAUGAUGGUUCACUCCCGCAGCCAUCAGCAUGUGAAGAUCACUUACAAAGACGGAAAAACUGGUGAAAUCGGAUAUCUUAACCCGGGGGUGUUCACACAGAGCCGCCGCUGGAAAGACCAUGGAGACAUGCUGAAGCAGUAUGCUACAUGCCUCAGUGAUUUACUGCCCCGCUAUAACAUCUCUGAGCCUGAAGUCUACUUUGAUAUCUGGGUGUCCAUCAACGAACGCUUCCAGCAAAGGAUCUUUGAUCCUCGCGUGGACAUUGUGAAGGCGGACUGGUCCCCUUUCAAACCGAACACGUGGCUGAUGCCGCUGCUGGUGGACCUCUCGCCCUGGAGGACCAAGUUCCAGGAGAUAGAGGGCAGUUUGGACAACCAGACAGAGAUCGUCUUCAUUGCUGACUUCCCAGGUCUGCAUUUGGAAAACUUUGUGAGUGAAGAUCUGGGCAACACCAGCAUCCAUUUAUUACAGGGGCGAGUCAAUGUUGAGAUUGUGGAGGAGAAAAAGAACUACACGCUUCAGCCUGGUGAGCAGAUAAAGGUCCCCGCUGGAGCCUACCAUAAGGUGUACACGGUUUCUGAGGACCCAUCUUGCUACAUGUACGUCUACGUGAACACCACAGAGUCUGCGCUGCAGGAGAACUUCACCAAGCUGUUUGAGCUUCAGGAACGUAUACGCAACGGAACAGAAACCGAGCCGCUCCCUCCUGAGCUGCAGCCCCUGAUGACUGCAGAUGACGAUGGCGGCGCAGAGGUCAACGCCACCGACCCCAUAGUGCGGCUGUUCCUGAAGAGACAGCGCCGGAUGAAGGAGGUGAAGAAACGCAGGGAAGCCGGAGUGCUGGAGCGCCUGGAACGCUUUGCUGUGAAGAAGUACUAUACAAUACGGAGGGGAUUCUUGAUGACGGCCAUCGCCAUACGGAAUCUGGCGGUAGGUCUCCCCCCUCUGGACCAGCUGAGAAGUGAGGUCGCCUUUGCCAACAUGAAGGAGCCUCAAGCAGAAGACAACCAAGAUGACCGGCUCAAAGAUGAAGUUGGUCACGGAGAACUUUAAAGUCUUAAAAGCUGGUGAAUUACCUGCCGUUGCUGGAAAAACACACUUCUAUCUGUGUCACUACUGGACUGUUACCCGCUGGGGCGCCUCUAACCAGGAAGCACAGCAAGCUUAAUUUGUAUUUUGAAAAAACUCAGAAAUUUUAAGUAUUUGAGGGAAUUUCCAGACGUAAAGUCGAAAUUUUAGCCAACAUUUAUUUUAUGGAUGUGAACACACUACAGAAUACGCGGUUUGGCUGCGGAACCUUCGUGUUAAGAUGGUGUUCAGUUAAGGCCGAACGAUGAGAUCGCAAAGACAAAAGUGCUAUUUUGUGGUCUAUAGAAACAUGCUACGCUAUAAAUGCUGCCACCUUUAAAAUGACGUGUAAAGAGUCACGGAACACAGCUAAGUUUCUUUUAUGUUUCAAAGGGACAGAUUGAAGCGAAUCAACAGUUUUUCAUGGAGUUAACUGUUGUGAAUUGUUUUUUUCUUCAGUGGGAGGGAAACGGGGACGGCUAAUGAUGUAACACAACUGUCUGUCUGCAAUGUUUUCUAGUCAUUUUUCCAAAGUCAAAUUUUUUGUAUUUAAUUAAAAAAAAUCAACUUGAACUUUGAGUCUGUAUAAAGGCUGUAUUUUAUUGGUGUUAG
This is a messenger RNA of Menidia menidia (Atlantic silverside), 3101 nucleotides long. The record is from the annotation of a GenBank genome assembly. Lineage: Eukaryota; Metazoa; Chordata; Actinopteri; Atheriniformes; Atherinopsidae.